AUGUGGCUCGUCAACGCUGAAACUAUUCGCCUUGAACGGUUCAUUGAUGAGCGACAUGCCCCCAAUUACGCUAUCGUCUCCCACACUUGGGGCCCGCAGAAUGAGGAGAUUACUUUUGACGAUAUGAAAAUCUGGUCAGCUAGCACACCGCCGGAAGGGUCAAAGCUCACUGGUUGGGAAAAGUUAAGAAAUGCUUGUGUGAAGGCGCUAGUUGAGGACUACAAUUACAUAUGGGUUGAUACUUGCUGUAUCGACAAGUCAAGCAGUGCUGAGCUUCAGGAGGCGAUCGGCUCAAUGUUUUCCUAUUACGCCACAUCAAGCAUAUGCUUUGCCUAUCUUGCUGAUGUCCAGAAUUGUGGCCUUAAUGGCGAGCAGGGUCAUGAAUUUCGGAAGGCGCGGUGGUUCACCCGAGGCUGGACGUUACAAGAACUUCUGGCUCCAGAGUCGCUUAUAUUUUUCAACGCGGCAUGGGAUCGUAUAGCGGAAAGAUCAAAGAUACCGGGACUCAUUGAGGAAGUUACGGGAAUUUCAGGCUAUUUUCUUGAUGGGUACUCUCCUGGAAACCGGUUCUGGAAUCGGGUCAGCGUGAGCGAACGGAUGUCAUGGGCGGCAAAAAGGGAAACAACCAGGCGUGAAGAUAUGGCAUACUGCCUGCUAGGCUUAUUCAACGUGUCCAUGCCAUUGCUAUACGGUGAGGGGGAUAGAGCCUUUCUGAGACUACAGGAGGAGAUCCUGAAAUCUCACGACGAUGUGUCCCUAUUUUACUGGGGCUUCCAGUAUUUUUCAGGAUAUGAUGACUUUGAUUUCGCCACUGCAUGCCAGAAUGGCAGGUUUUCUGAAUCAGACGUUUCAUAUGCUCCAAUUAUGGCCCCACACGUUAAAUAUUUUCGCAAUCUAACAUACCUUGGUUCGUGGACGACACCAAUGGAUCACUUUAAAGCACCUUCCUUCGCUAUGGGCCAGAGAGGCCUAACGGCGCACCUACCCCUUUGGGCUGACCCGAGUCACGAAUGUCUUGUUUACGGUAUACUAAGUUGGGACAAGACCAAGAACAAGGCUAUAGCACUGCCAUUGAUAUCCGCUAGAGCUUGCUCAAUUUCACCUGGGCGAGUCGUGGAUGACGAAUACUUGCGGCCAAUCUGGUGCCGACCGAUCUUUAUACCUCAAUCAUUUGCGGUAAAAGCAUCCUAUGGAGAAAUCCUUAUCCGACGUACCUCUCCAUGGUCAGAGCCUUUCUGCCAUCUCCCAUUUGGACUAGGCAUACGCAGCCCAGAAACUAUUACACUGAAAGGGGCUUAUCCUCCCAGUCCUGUGGAGAAUUUUGUACCGCUCUGUAGAUCACCACAGCAGCGUCUGAAGACCUUCGAAAUUCAAGUAAAUGGAGACUCUGUAGGCGGCCAUUUAACUGGUUUUAACAUACAGGAGGGAAGACGAAUGUUCAUCAUUAAUGUUGAUACAACCACUAGGAUUGUUCCGCUCCUACUUGUUAUGGACUAUCAUAUGGAACCAUAUUUCCGUCCCCGUUUGCGUAGACGGGAUGCUCCCCGCAAUUACCCUGGGGUGUUCAGCAAGUGCACUUUAGACUGUUAUGUCUUUGUCUUGCCAUCGCGCCAUUUCUCAAUAGCAGAAAUGCUUGAUUUGAAAACCGGGAAAGGCUGGGACCAAUUGAAAGAGCUCCUCCAUAUACCUCACGAAGGUCACAGUUACUAUUGUUUGGAUGACUUGAACGACGAGUUUCUGGAAAUUCACAUUAAUCCUUGCUCCGCAAUGCACACAGCAUCCUCCAUCGUCGUGAGCCUGGUUGCCAGAACACCGGUUACCAGUAAAGGAGAGUCUCAAAGGUCCAGUAACCCUGAGCGACAGCCUUGGCGAUUCCUUCAUCAUCCAGGUUAUUUGAGUCAUGUGUGGCGUGGAAGUUGGGAAGACUAUUUCAAUACCUGCCCUGUCCGUGAGAAAGAAUCGGUUCGCGAUAUAAUCAAAAAAGAUCAUGCGAAGAAGCGAGUGUUCAACGACUUAGGCCUCGUUCAAGGGCCUACAAUCCUACGGACCUGGUUCGAUUUUAUCCUACAAUUUGUUAUGCAUCGCUCCUAA
This is a messenger RNA of Aspergillus alliaceus, 2091 nucleotides long. Its product is annotated as heterokaryon incompatibility protein-domain-containing protein. Lineage: Eukaryota; Fungi; Ascomycota; Eurotiomycetes; Eurotiales; Aspergillaceae. The transcript has a single exon. The record is from RefSeq and is a predicted model, not a curated record. Bases 1 to 2091 code for a protein of 696 amino acids.